GCGGUACCGCAUUUUGUGGAAGGAUUUCACGGACUUGCAAAAACGUGCAAACUGACCCAACUCACUCCAUCCACGGAAUACGUGUUACGCGUCAUGGCUGAGAAUAGCUACGGUACAAGCCCAUGGAGUUCGAUUGUGACUGCAUCAACCUCUGGUAGUCCACCUCCCACUCCGCGAACUCCGCAUCUUGUAAACAGCGGAGUCCAUUCGCUCACCUUGGCGUGGUACAGUAGCAAUAGCGGUAGCAACAAUGCAAACCAACAGCAGCAGCAACAACAACAACAACCGACACCCAACGGUCCGACUAUCAGCUAUACGCUGGAAAUGGAAGACGAAGCGAUGGGACACGGAUUUGUGACCGUGUUUGACGGCACGGGAACAGAGCAUUGUGUGGGCAAUUUGCGCCGGAACACGCGUUACCGAUUUCGAUUGGCUGCCGCAAAUGCGGACGGUCGUAGUCGAUGGAGCGAGGUGGUCACCCUGUCCACACUGCCCGAUCGUCCCACUACGCCAAGGGCCAUGCGGCUAUCCGGUCCACCUCUUUCUAACCGUUUGAGUCUUGUCUGGGAUGCACCGGAAGAUGACGGUGGUCUGCCUAUUCAAGCUUAUCGUCUCGAAGUUCGUCUGCCGUAUGUGCCGUCAGCGGACAACACAGUCCAAUCCAGUCACAUGUCAGAUACCUGGUCAGAUAUGAACAAAUCGUUGUUGGGAACUGGUGUGGACAAGUUGCUCUGUUGGCCACGGGCUAUUGGUUAG
Messenger RNA from Echinostoma caproni, 756 nucleotides. The record is from the annotation of a GenBank genome assembly. NCBI's taxonomy places the organism in Eukaryota, Metazoa, Platyhelminthes, Trematoda, Plagiorchiida, Echinostomatidae.